Messenger RNA from Pan troglodytes (chimpanzee), 2666 nucleotides. It is a transcript of the gene CD74, whose product is annotated as CD74 molecule. Gene Ontology annotation, cellular component: cell surface; membrane; cytoplasm. The transcript is spliced from 9 exons. Gene Ontology annotation, molecular function: cytokine receptor activity; macrophage migration inhibitory factor binding; MHC class II protein binding. The coding region runs from base 1175 to 2065 and encodes 296 amino acids. NCBI's taxonomy places the organism in Eukaryota, Metazoa, Chordata, Mammalia, Primates, Hominidae. Gene Ontology annotation, biological process: intracellular protein transport; positive regulation of cytokine-mediated signaling pathway; protein trimerization. The record is from RefSeq and is a predicted model, not a curated record.
GAACCACACAAGGAGGCAGAGGGGUAGAGUGGUUAAAAAUGCAGGCGCUACUACUUUCUGGAGGUGUGAUCCUGGACAAGAGCCCCUGUGUCCCUAUCUGUAAAUGGAGAUGAUAAAACACUCCUCAAAGGGCCUCCGUAAAGAUCACAGGAAACAAAGCAUGGACAACGUGCCUGGCACGAAGGAGGGCUUGGUAAGUGGAGGCAAGUCUGAGUGCCAGAGCCUUAAAACCAUGGACUCUUAGGUUUGAAGGAAAUCAAAAUAUUCCUCUCUAAAAACCUGCAGAUUUUAGUUAAAGGUAAAAGGUUAAAACCCAGGGGCACCCUCUGCCCCUUCUCUCUGUCUUGAUCAGCUCAGAAGCAGAGCUCAGAGGAUCCUGGAUCAGACUUGACUCUUCCCAUACAUUCACCUUCCCACAUUUCCAGCCCUUUGGAACCCUGAAGAUAUCCUCUUCUCUGUCCUGUCACUCUAUGGGACUUACGGCUCUUUGUUAAAAUACUAUUUAAGCAAGGCCCCUAAGCCACUGCCUUGAGAGAGAAAUACUUCUCAACUGAGGCCUCUACUGCAUAAUGGGUACAGCAUGUGUUAAUCAACUUUGGCUGAUUUUUCUUUUGUUAAGUUGACUUUUGUUUCCAGGGGAGCGUGUCAACUAAGAACCUAAACAGGGAAAGAAAAGAAAUGUUUUCACCCCUGCACGUCGUCCAAACUUCCUCCUGCGUGUUUGAGACGACAUAACGGAGGCCAGAGAAGAGGACUUGUCUGAGCUCACCGAGGGUGCACAGCCCCUUUCUGCACCCACUCAUCUGUGGAUGAGAAGGGGAGACAAACAAAGGUGUCUUCUGUUUCAAAGUGCUUUCCUGUCUAGGGAGUGGACAUUUGCCUGUUUCUUGAAACAUUCAAAGAGCCUUAUGAAUCCAAAGGCCUGCCCAGAAACAAGUGAUGAGGGCCCUGGGCAGCCAAUGGGAUCGUGCUGGCCUUUCUACCUGCCUGGGGAGCCCCCCCCCCCGCCCCACAUCCUGCCCCGCAAAAGGCAGCUUCACCAAAGUGGGGUAUUUCCAGCCUUUGUAGCUUUCACUUCCACAUCUACCAAGUGGGCGGAGUGGCCUUCUGUGGACGAAUCAGAUUCCUCUCCAGCACCGACUUUAAGAGGCGAGCCAGGGGGUCAGGGUCCCAGAUGCACAGGCGGAGAAGCAGGAGCUGUCGGGAAGAUCAGAAGCCAGUCAUGGAUGACCAGCGCGACCUUAUCUCCAACAAUGAGCAACUGCCCAUGCUGGGCCGGCGCCCUGGGGCCCCGGAGAGCAAGUGCAGCCGCGGAGCCCUGUACACAGGCUUUUCCAUCCUGGUGACUCUGCUCCUGGCUGGCCAGGCCACCACCGCCUACUUCCUGUACCAGCAGCAGGGCCGGCUGGACAAACUGACAGUCACCUCCCAGAACCUGCAGCUGGAGAACCUGCGCAUGAAGCUUCCCAAGCCUCCCAAGCCUGUGAGCAAGAUGCGCAUGGCCACCCCGCUGCUGAUGCAGGCGCUGCCCAUGGGAGCCCUGCCCCAGGGGCCCAUGCAGAAUGCCACCAAGUAUGGCAACAUGACAGAGGACCAUGUGAUGCACCUGCUCCAGAAUGCUGACCCCCUGAAGGUGUACCCGCCACUGAAGGGGAGCUUCCCGGAGAACCUGAGACACCUUAAGAACACCAUGGAGACCAUAGACUGGAAGGUCUUCGAGAGCUGGAUGCACCAUUGGCUCCUGUUUGAAAUGAGCAGGCACUCCUUGGAGCAAAAGCCCACUGAGGCUCCACCGAAAGUACUGACCAAGUGCCAGGAAGAGGUCAGCCACAUCCCUGCUGUCCACCCGGGUUCAUUCAGGCCCAAGUGCGACGAGAACGGCAACUAUCUGCCACUCCAGUGCUAUGGGAGCAUCGGCUACUGCUGGUGUGUCUUCCCCAACGGCACGGAGGUCCCCAACACCAGAAGCCGCGGGCACCAUAACUGCAGUGAGUCACUGGAACUGGAGGACCCAUCUUCUGGGCUGGGUGUGACCAAGCAGGAUCUGGGCCCAGUCCCCAUGUGAGAGCAGCAGAGGCGGUCUUCAACAUCCUGCUGGCCCCGCACAGCUACAGCUUUCUUGCUCCCUUCAGCCCCCAGCCCCUCCCCCAUCUCCCACCCUGUACCUCAUCCCAUGAGACCCUGGUGCCUGGCUCUUUUGUCACCCUUGGACAAGACAAACCAAGUCGGAACAGCAGAUAACAAUGCAGCAAGGCCGUGCUGCCCAAGCUCCAUCUGUCAACAGGGGCGUGAGGUCCCAGGAGGUGGCCAAAAGCUAGACAGAUCCCCGUUCCUGACAUCACAGCAGCCUCCAACACGAGGCUCCAAUAUCUAGGCUCAUGGACGAGAUGGGAAGGCACAGGGAGAACGGAUAACCCUACACCCAGACCCCAGGCUGGACAGGCUGACUGUCCUCUCCCCUCUGGCCUUUGGCCUUGGAUUUUCUAGCCUAUUUACCUGCAGGCUGAGCCACUCUCUUCCCUUUCCCCAGCAUCACUCCCCAAGGAAGAGCCAAGAUUUUCCACCCAUAAUCCUUUCUGCCGACUCCUAGUUCCCUCUGCUCAGCCAAGCUUGUUAUCAGCUCUCAGGGCUAUGGUUCACGUUAGAAUAAAAGGUAGUAAUUAGAA